This is a messenger RNA of Aaosphaeria arxii CBS 175.79, 2607 nucleotides long. Its product is annotated as glycoside hydrolase family 2 protein. The coding region runs from base 22 to 2607 and encodes 861 amino acids. NCBI's taxonomy places the organism in Eukaryota, Fungi, Ascomycota, Dothideomycetes, Pleosporales. The record is from RefSeq and is a predicted model, not a curated record. The transcript has 3 exons. Gene Ontology annotation, biological process: carbohydrate metabolic process. Gene Ontology annotation, molecular function: hydrolase activity, hydrolyzing O-glycosyl compounds.
CGGAACUCAAACACAGCGACCAUGUGCCCGCUCGCCUUGAACGUGGGGUUUCAAUUGUUGUGCAUCGCUUGUCUCUGCUCUUUUCUAACUGCUGCAGCAAUUGUCACUCUACCAGGGCAAAUAGCUACGAUUCCAGCAUGGCAUGUCCAAUCGUCUCGCCAGAUCGGCAAUGACCAGUCAAAAUUAUCCGACCCGGGGCUCGACACCUCUUCGUGGUACAAGAUUGGAACCAGAGGAACAUUGAUGGCCACGCUGCUUGAAAAUAAUGUUUACAAAGAGAAGGAGAUCUUCUACUCGACCAAUUUGAAGAAGGUGACACCCACACGGUUCUCUGUCCCCUGGUUUUACCGAGCCAAAUUAGAUCUGAAGCCGGGAAAUGGCUCGUAUUACCAACUUCGCACGCACGGAAUUUCAUCAAGUGCAGAUAUAUAUCUGAAUGGAGUUCUAGUUGCCGGGAGGAAUACGCAGGCGGGAUCAUACACUGGAUUGGAACUGGAUCUCACCGGUCUAGUGAAAGCGGGCAAUAACAUUCUUCUCAUACGUGCAUAUCCCACCGACUACAAUCGAGACCUUGCUUUGGGAUUCGUGGACUGGAAUCCGUAUCCACCGGACAAUGGAACUGGGGUAUGGAGGGAUGUUGAGGUGAAGCAGUCAGGUGGAGCAUCUCUUUCGCUUCCGCGGGUCGUGGCUCUCGCAGAUAGGUACGAAAAGAACGCCAACAUCAGUGUGAGAGUCGGCGUGAAGAACUUGAAGAAUAGUACUCUUCGCGGAGAAGUGGCCUGCACAGUACUUGACCCAUCAGGUACCGAGCUUGGACAUCCGAAAGCAGAAUUUGUGCUUGAAGCACGUGCGCAACGAAAAAUUUGGUGGCCAAAACAAUGGGGUGCUCAGCCUCUAUAUUCCACCGUCUGCACUGCGAGUAUAGGCGCCGAGGUGUCAGAUAAAACCUCCAAGAUUAGGUUCGGGAUACGAAGUGUGACUUCAACGCUUUCCUCCUCAAAUGACACUACAUUCUUCAUUAAUGGGAAGCGAUUCCAAGUCGUCGGGGCCGGUUAUACCUCAGAUAUGUUCUUACGAUUUGAUGCAGAGAAGAUCCGCACUCAAUUCCAGUACAUGCUUGAUAUGGGCAUGAAUACAGUCCGACUCGAAGGCAAACAAGAGCACCCAUAUCUAUAUGAGCUCGCUGAUGAACUCGGACUCAUGGUAAUGACUGGGUGGGAGUGCUGCGACAAGUGGGAAGGUUGGACUUACAACGAUGAGGGAAGUGGCGAGAAGUGGACUGACCGUGACUAUACGAUCGCAAACUCAUCCAUGCGCCAUGAGGCUGAAAUGAUGCAGCAUCAUCCCUCUUUGUUAGCAUUCCUAGUUGGGAGUGACUUCUGGCCCGACGAUCGUGCCACCAAGAUCUAUGUCGAUGCUUUGGAGGCAUUCGACUGGAACAUUCCCAUAAUAUCUUCUGCAAGCCAACGUGGGUUCCCAGCACAACUAGGAAAUGGGGGUAUGAAGAUGGAGGGUCCGUAUGACUGGGUCCCACCUUCGUAUUGGUACGAUGAUCAGAAUCGCCUCGGGUCUGCAGCUGGGUUUGCGAGCGAGCUUGGUGCUGGUGCAGGAACGCCAGAGCUAUCGUCUCUGAAGAAGUUUCUUUCGCCUGCCGACCUCGAAGACCUUUGGAAGAAUCCCAAAAAGGGACUUUACCAUAUGUCGACCGAGGUUUCGCAAUUCUACACAAGGGAGAUAUACAAUGCAGCACUAUGGGCGCGCUACGGGGCACCAACUUCGCUCGAUGAUUACCUUAUGAAAGCACAGAUGAUGGACUACGAGGCCACGCGCUCACAAUUCGAAGCCUAUGCAGCUCGAUGGAAUACCCAGCGUCCUGCAACGGGGUUGAUAUACUGGAUGCUGAACAACGCUUGGCCGUCCCUUCAUUGGAAUCUCUUCGAUUACUAUCUCCAUCCCUGGGGCUCAUACUAUGGAGCGAAGAUUGCUUCCAGAGAUGAACAUGUAGUCUUUGACCCUGUAGGGAAUAGUGUAUAUUUGAUCAACCGACAAAUCGAUCGCGCAGGACAAAGAACCGUGGACUUCGAGAUCAUCAGCCUGAACGGCACAAUCCUCUCCCGGAACUCGUUCUCUGGACCAACAGAGCCCAGCUCAGCCAAGUUUGUCGGUUCACUACCAGGCCUUUCGGGAAUUGAAGAGGUGGUGCUUCUUCGGCUUGUCCUGCACGACAGGAAGGAAACGCUCAGUCGCAAUGUGUACUGGAUCUCUGGGAAGACCGAUGUGCUGGAUUGGGACAAGUCCACGUGGUAUUAUACACCGACGACGGCAUUUGCCGACUAUAAGGCACUGGAUGGAGUGGCACGGGCUAAUGUCACUCUUACACAGCAUGGAACGGCGGUCGAGCUCACCAACACCGCGAAAGUGCCGGCUAUCUUUGUACGACUGAAUCUCUUGAAUGAAGCUGGCAAUGACGCUGUUCCUGUACUGUGGAGCGAUAACUAUAUUACGCUCUGGCCAGGGGAGAAGAUCACGAUUGACAUUGGAAAUGGUGGUAAGUUAAAGGGAGGCACAAGGUCCCAGUCCUGGGCUCAUAAUCGAGCAGUCACAUAA